Molecule: messenger RNA, 1823 nt
Organism: Hydra vulgaris (swiftwater hydra)
Lineage: Eukaryota; Metazoa; Cnidaria; Hydrozoa; Anthoathecata; Hydridae
Product: EF-hand domain-containing protein 1
Biological process (GO): mitotic cytokinesis; cilium-dependent cell motility; mitotic spindle organization
Cellular component (GO): mitotic spindle; axoneme
Molecular function (GO): alpha-tubulin binding
Source: RefSeq, a predicted model, not a curated record
CAAUCAUUACACCAAAACAGUCAUUUCCUUAGUAACGCUACAGAUGUAAACGUGACUCCUAUUCACUAAAACUAUACAAAUGGCGCUUCCUUUUUUACCUGGAAACAGUUUUGCUGAUCCAAAUAAAACCAGGUACCAUCUUUCACAGACAUUAGGAUAUAAAAAUGGAUAUAUUAUUCCAAAAGUUCAGGAUACCAAUGCUUUAACAGAAAAUGAUCUUGAUGAGUUAGCUAAUUAUCAACCAACAUUAACAUAUGGUAAAAAAAAAGAAUUCCCUAUGGAGCAGUUUUUACCGGCUCAUGUUAUUUUCGAUAAAAAGGUGCUGAUGUUUAAAGCAUUUUUUAAACAAACUGUUCAUGAAUCACACGAUGAGUUUUAUUGUGUGCGCCUUGUAAAAAUAUAUUAUUACUUAGAAGAUGAUUCAAUAAUGAUUUCAGAGCCAGUUGUAGAAAAUAGUGGGAUUCCUCAAGGUAAACUAAUUAAACGGCAAAAACUUCCUAAAAAUGAGUUUGGAGACACUUGGCACUGGAAAGAUUUUAAUAUUGGUGCUGAAUUGACAAUUUACGGAAAGACAUUUAAGAUAUAUGACUGUGACGAGUUCACCAAGGAAUAUAUGGCAUCAGAAGGUAUUGUAUUAAAUCAACCAGAGGAAUGCCCAUCUGAUCUCUACAACAUAUCUCGUGAACAACCCCAUCGCUCAUACAAAACUCCAACUCAAUUUGACAAGUUGAAGCAGUUUAUUGAAUUGGAUAGAAAAGUUUUACGUUUUUUUUGCAUAUGGGAUGACAGCGAUAAAAUAUUUGGAGAAAUAAGACCAUGUAUUUUACAUUUUUUUUUGGUUGAUAAUACUAUGGAAAUUCGAGAAAUACAUACUCCUAAUGAUGGAAGAGAUCCAUUUCCAGUUUUUAUUGGUAGAAGAAGAAUUCCUAUUGACUUGAAUAAUAUUCCUGUUUCCUUUCCUGCAAUUUGUAUGGAAUUAUCUGAAAAUGAAAUAACUGAAUGGUUUGAACCAAAGCAUUUCAAAAUUGGGGAAACAUUGUUUAUCCUAGGGCGUCGUUUUCUCCUUUAUGACUGUGACAACUUUACUAAAUCUUACUAUAGAGAAAAGUUCAAUGUUCAAGAAUUUACACCAUUAGAUGUAACAACAAAGGUUACUAACUUGAAGGAAAAGCAAAUUCCUCCAUAUAAUGGUUAUGGGUCAUUAGAAGAUUCUUUACAAUCAUGUUUAUCUUUAAUACCCCAACCUCCAAAAAAAGAUUUUAUUAAAAUUCUAGAAAAUGCAAAUAAGGUGUUACGUUAUUCAGCUAUUAUGAAAUCUGUUCAUGCUGAAGAUAAACUUAGACAUUUUAUCAUUUCUUACUAUCUUUCUGAUGAAAUGAUAGCAAUUUAUGAGAAACCUCAGCGAAAUUCAGGAAUAUUAGGAGGAAAGUUUUUAGAACGUACUCGUGUCCAGAAGCCAGGUUCACAUGUUGACUCACCAGAAUUUUAUACACCAACAGAUUUUGCCAUUGGAGCAGUGGUGGAAAUAUUCAAACAUAGGUUUAUUAUUACUGAUGCAGAUGAAUAUGUAUUAAAGUACUUAGAAUCUGGAAAAUUUCCAAUAUCUACAAUAAACUCUAUUAGAAUUAAACAUGGUAAAGAACCUUUAGAAACCUUAGAUGGGAUUAAUACUUCAAAAGAAAAUGAGUCGAAUACUAGUAAACAUUAUUCUGAAAGUCAAUCAAGAUACACAAAAUACGAUCCCGAAUAUAAGUGGAAGGUAUAAGUUCAGGAAGCUUUUCUCAUAUAAUUGUUUUUAGCUAUUUUUUUAUUUUAUUAUUAUG